Messenger RNA from Caenorhabditis auriculariae, 429 nucleotides. The record is from the annotation of a GenBank genome assembly. NCBI's taxonomy places the organism in Eukaryota, Metazoa, Nematoda, Chromadorea, Rhabditida, Rhabditidae.
AUGAAGACUGUCAUCGCCUUCUCCGCCCUGUUCGCCGUCUCUUUGUGCCUGGUUCUGCCGCGUCACUUGCCGGCCCAGUUUCCAGUCGUGGAAAGUUCGCUCGGAUGCCAAAUGUGCGAACUUGCCGUGAAGACCUACGUUGGCUCUGCUGACAAGGACGUCACCUCCAUCAAGAAGGUACUUCGAAAGGAUUCAACAAAUCAUCUUCAACUUAUUCUGCCCUCAGACCUUUGACGCCGAAUGCAAGAAAAUGUUCCACACUAUUCCGUUCGGCACCACUGAAUGCGACCAUUUCGUCAACAACAAACUCGACCCCAUCAUCAAGGUUUAUCAGAGAAAAUCUUCACAAAACACCGAUUUUCCUGUAUUUAGGAGCUCGAAUCCGGAACCGCCCCCGCUGACGUCUGCAAGAAAGUUGGAGAAUGCUAA